CUCAUAGUACAAACACACAACUUCAUUGAGAGAGAGAGAGAUAAAGAGAGGAGAGAGAGAGAGAGCAAUGGAGACAUUCCCAGUGAUUAACAUGGAGAAGCUAAAUGGUGAAGAAAGAGGAGCCACCAUGGAGCUCAUCAAAGAUGCUUGCGAGAACUGGGGCUUUUUUGAGUUGAUGAACCAUGGAAUUUCUCAUGAGAUGAUGGACACAGUGGAGAGAAUGACAAAGGAGCACUACAAGAAAUGUAUGGAACAGAGGUUCAAGGAGGUGGUAGCAAGCAAGGCUCUUGAGGGUGUCCAAGCAGAGGUCACCAACAUGGACUGGGAGAGCACCUUCCACCUGCGCCAUCUUCCUCAAUCCAACAUUUCAGAAGUACCCGAUCUCAAUGACGAAUAUAGGAAGGUUAUGAAGGAAUUUGCUGCAAAAUUAGAGAAACUAGCAGAGGAGCUACUGGACCUGCUAUGUGAGAAUCUUGGGCUAGAGAAAGGGUACCUAAAGAAGGCCUUCUAUGGAACAAAGGGUCCCAACUUUGGGACCAAGGUUAGCAACUACCCACCAUGUCCCAAGCCAGACUUGAUCAAGGGCCUCCGAGCCCACACCGAUGCCGGCGGCAUCAUCUUGCUCUUCCAAGAUGACAAGGUCAGCGGCCUCCAACUCCUCAAGGAUGGACAGUGGAUUGAUGUUCCUCCCAUGCGCCAUUCCAUUGUCAUCAACCUUGGUGACCAACUUGAGGUAAUCACCAAUGGCAAAUACAAGAGUGUGCUUCACAGAGUCAUAGCACAAACAGAUGGAAACAGGAUGUCCAUAGCUUCCUUCUACAAUCCAGGCAAUGAUGCAGUGAUCUAUCCAGCACCGGCACUGGUGAAUGAAGGAUCAGACGAUCAAACAAAUCUAGUGUACCCAAAAUUCAUGUUCGAUGACUACAUGAAACUCUAUGCCACCGUGAAGUUCCAGGCCAAAGAGCCCAGAUUUGAAGCCAUGAAAGCCACAGAAGCUAAUGUCAAUCUAGGUCCUAUUGCAACAGCUUAAGAGUGGGUCAAAAUGCAUGUAAAGAGAAGUGGAAUUUUAAUGUUUGUUUUGUUUUGUUUGUUGGUGUGGCAAAUCUAAGAGGAUAAGGACAAAUUAUUGGGAUUUUUAGAAGUCUUUGUUUAUUAGUAUUAUGGACUUUGCUUACCAUUUGUAGUAAGCGGAUCAAAAGUUAAUUAUUAUGUAUGACAAGAUUAUGUUAUGAAUAAAUCAGUUCACUAUUCAUGUCC
This is a messenger RNA of Camellia sinensis, 1257 nucleotides long. Its product is annotated as 1-aminocyclopropane-1-carboxylate oxidase. NCBI's taxonomy places the organism in Eukaryota, Viridiplantae, Streptophyta, Magnoliopsida, Ericales, Theaceae. The record is from RefSeq and is a predicted model, not a curated record.